Sparassis crispa is the source of this 1128-nucleotide messenger RNA. RefSeq names its product Cytochrome c peroxidase, mitochondrial. Gene Ontology annotation, molecular function: heme binding; peroxidase activity. Gene Ontology annotation, biological process: response to reactive oxygen species; cellular response to oxidative stress; hydrogen peroxide catabolic process. The coding region runs from base 1 to 1128 and encodes 375 amino acids. The record is from RefSeq and is a predicted model, not a curated record. NCBI's taxonomy places the organism in Eukaryota, Fungi, Basidiomycota, Agaricomycetes, Polyporales, Sparassidaceae. The transcript is spliced from 8 exons.
AUGUCUCUUGCAGCCAUUAGAGUCUCCGCACGCAGGGGUGCCUUCGCCGCACCCGUUGCCAGAGUUCCUAGAACUUUCCGCAACUCUGCCUUCCGUAGAUACUCGACAGAGGCACCCAAGACCAAGUCGUCCAACACCGCCCUCUUUGCUGGGCUUGGUCUUGCCGCCGCCGCCGGAGGUCUUGCAUUUUACAUAUACUCGUCGUCCUCGGAUACUGCAAAGCAGGCUGGCACAGCAUUGAAGUCGGGUGCGCAGGCGGUCAAGGUUGCAGCUAACUUCGUCCCCACCAAGGAGGACUAUCAAAAGGUGUACAACCGCAUCGCUGAGAUCCUCGAGGACGCGAGCGAUAAGGGCUACGAUGACGGUUCCUAUGGUCCUGUACUCCUUCGUCUGGCUUGGCAUUGCUCUGGUACCUAUGACAAGGAGACGGGCACUGGUGGAAGCAACAAGGCUACCAUGCGUUUCACGCCGGAGGCUCUUCACGGUGGUAACGCCGGUCUGGGCGUUGCCCGUGACAUCAUGGAGGGCAUCAAGAAGGAAUUUUCCUGGAUCUCGUACGGUGACUUGUGGACCCUUGGCGGUGUAGCCGCUGUCCAGGAGAUGGGCGGUCCUAAGAUUCCUUGGAGACCUGGCCGUAUCGAUGGUUUUGAGGUAGAUGUGACUCCUGACGGUCGUCUCCCUGAUGGUGCCCUGGGCUCCGACCACCUCCGGAAUAUUUUCUACCGCAUGGGGUUCAACGACCAGGAGAUCGUUGCGCUGUCGGGUGCGCACGCCGUCGGCCGCUGCCACAGAGACCGCUCUGGAUUUGAUGGCCCUUGGACUUUCUCGCCUAUAACCCUCAGUAACGAGUACUUCAGACUGCUUCUUGAGGAGAAAUGGAUCUGGAGAAAGUGGGACGGCCCCAAGCAGCUCGAGGACAAGACCACCCACUCGCUGAUGAUGUUGCCGACCGAUUACGCGCUGGUCCAGGACAAGAGCUUCAAGAAGUGGGUGCAGGCCUACGCGAAGGACCAGGAUCUGUGGUUUAAAGACUUUGCCUCCGUUGUCUCACGCCUGUUCGAGCUCGGUGUCCCCACCCCUCAGUUCGUUUCCUCGGACCCAUGGAUCUUGCAGACGUCGAACGAGUGA